AUGUCCAAGUCCUCGGUGUCGAGCGUGUCGGCGGCGAGCGCCUCGGUGGCGAGCUCGUCGUCCAAGUUUGCAGAAACGUUUUCCGCGGCGUGGGCCGCGUACCGCGACCAGGUCGGCGCGGACCCGCGAUUGAAGCUGGUGGACGCACUGCUGGCGUUCCUGGUGGUGGUGGGCGUCGCGCAGUUUGGGUUCGUGUGCGCGGUGCGCGACAGUUUCCCGUUGAACGCGUUUCUGGCCGGGUUCAGCGCGUGUGUGGGCCAGUUCGUGCUGGCGGUGAGUCUGCGGAUGCAGUGGGUGGAGAGCUUUGCGGGCAUCCGCAAGGAGCGCGCGUUCAUGGAGUUUGUCGGCGGGAGCCUGGUGCUGCACUUUGUGUGCUUGCACUUUGUGAACUAG
This is a messenger RNA of Lachancea dasiensis, 393 nucleotides long. The record is from the annotation of a GenBank genome assembly. Lineage: Eukaryota; Fungi; Ascomycota; Saccharomycetes; Saccharomycetales; Saccharomycetaceae.